Molecule: messenger RNA, 2160 nt
Organism: Kwoniella shivajii
Lineage: Eukaryota; Fungi; Basidiomycota; Tremellomycetes; Tremellales; Cryptococcaceae
Exons: 4
Coding region: 1-2160 (719 amino acids)
Source: RefSeq, a predicted model, not a curated record
AUGUCUACUUCCAUCCAAUCACCUUCCCGUGCAACUCCCAACAGAGAUUUCACAUCACCCACCAAACCAUCCACACCUUCUUCGAAGAACUAUCAUCCGUAUUUGAUACAAUCUACCUCAUCCUCUUUAUUGACUAGAUCAAACUCAUCUCCUGCACCACCUGCUUCACCAUCCGGACAUCGUUCAAGUAGAUCAAUGAGUUCGUUAAAUCAUAUCUUGGAAGGAAAUCAACUUCAAAAUCAAAAAGAAAAGGAGAAAGAAGAUAGAAGAAGAAGUAUGGAAUCUCCCAUUGCACACCGGAAUGGACAUGGAAACGGAAACGGAAACGGAAACGCAUUUAUCAGACCGAGUGUGAAAAGGAGUGGAACAUUACCUGAAUUCUUGAAUCACGCUGGGAAGAAUGGGAAAACAUCAGAAAAAGAACUUGACCUUCCUUUGACUCCCAAGUUGUGGACGCCAUCCGAACUUGCGCAGUACCUCGGUCAUACACUUCGGACAGGUGGACCAGAAGGUACAGGUCAAAUACUGCCUUCACCUCUAGUGGAGGAUAUCAAGUCAUGGGUAUUGAGACAGCGUGUAUCAGGAAGAGAUUUCAUAAAAGGUAGUUUAGAUGGAUGGGGGAAUACAACCAGACCACCGCCCUUCUUACCCCUUCUUCAAACUAUCGCAAGACGUCUGAGACGACACUCAUUUUCAGGUAAAAUCGAAUCUGUACCUGCACAUCCUGAUGAUUCUUUUGGAAGAGGCUCAGUCCUCAUGGAAGAAGAUGAAGGCGAAUGUGAAAUCGAACACGACGACAACAACGCAAAUGCGAAUGAAAAUGGAGAUGUGGAUGAAGGUGAAGAUGGGAUUUCCGGUGUAAGGAGAAUGGCAAUUGCUUUUGAUGCAAGAUCAUCUGCUUCUGAAACUAGUAAUACUUCAAGUGCGAGUGGUGAUGAAGAUGAAAUACCUAUAAAACUAAAACCUCAAUGGACAGGUGAGAGUGUGAAUGAAAGAUGGAAAGCAUGGGAAGGAAGAUCAGAUACAUAUAUAACAAAAUCAAAUAGAAAUAGAAAAGCAUCAGACGUUUCCUCAAUAACAAGUGAUCAAGAUCAUCAAAAUCGAUUCAUCACUGAAAAGAAUUUACAAGAUAUGAUUUCUCAGAACCAUGAAAUUCUGUCAAGUAGCGCAAGCGAAAGUGAAGAAGAAGAUGAAAAUGAACAUGGCGGAACCAUCAAGGCUCCUCCUGCUGCUAUCUCGAAUCAAUCUACAUCGAUCAAUGAAGGUCUAACUCCUCCACCACCAUAUACAUCUUCCUUCCCUGACACAAAUCUCAGCAACAGAGUAACAUCGACACUGCCAACAUUGACGGAAUGCUUGACACCCGAACGAGCAAAUGACGGUAGAUAUUCGAUUACGCCCACACCUGAAAGAACAUCUAAUAAUGGCUUGGGUAUACUUGACCCUUCGGCAUGCUCACCUGAUACAACACCUUCCAAAGCAUCACAUACGAAUCCAAAUCCAAAUCAAGACUCGUCAUCUUCUCCACAUAUGAAGAAUAUCUCAAAUCAUCAAAACCCAUAUGCUGCAUUGAGACGACGUUCAUCGUCUUCAUCAAAAUAUCCAUCUACCAAUAUAAGGAAUUUAACUUUAGUGAAUAAUAAUCAUAAUAAUGGUAAUCACGAUCAUAUCGCUAACGACGAAGAAGAUGAUGAUGAGGAAGGUGAUUUACAACCUGCUCAAAGGAGUCCUGCGAAUCCAAAUUUCAUCAUUGCUAAUGAAGAAUUACAAGGUUCAAGAUGGACAACAGCCAGAAGAGUUACGUUAAGACCUUCGAAAGUACAAAAUGUAUUUGACAAUGAUGAGCAUCACACCGAUAACAACAUAGAUCAGGAUAAGGACAACAACAUGGCAGAUCAAUUGAAUGUAUUGAUGAAUCGAAUCAAAGAACUAGAACAUAAAUUGGAAGAUGUGACGAAACCCAAAUCAAUGCAGGAUAAAGUAGUAAAGAGGGAUAACAAGACCUAUUCUAUUUUGGAUUUAAUUGGAUAUGGUGAUAAUAAUAAAAAUGAUGAUGAUGGUUUACCUAGAAGAGUAAGAGAAUUACCGGCGUACUUAUUCUUGGUAGGUGUCGGUGUGGGAGCGAUAAUGGUUAGAGUACUACUUGGAAGAGGUAGAUAG